AUGGGCGCAAAAGGGUCUAAAGGCGCGAAAAUAGACAAGAAGAUGUUAGCGAUGGACACGAUUGAAAUAACAGGGAAGAACAUGUCGACCUUUCCGAAGGGGAUAGAGAAGUGCCAGUGUUCCAAUCUGAAUUGCUCGGUGAAUGACUUCACGGAGAUUCCCCCCGAAGUGUUCCAAAUGGUGAAUUUAGAGAUAUUAACCCUGUCAGAGAACCGUAUCACUUCCGUCCCCGACUCCAUUUCAGUUGCUACAAAUCUUCGAGAGUUGUAUCUUGCUAAGAACAAUCUCUUCUAUGAUGGGAUCUCUGCGGAGAUCAAAAAGUGCUCGAACCUUCAACGGCUAGACAUUUCAAAUAAUAAGUUAGAAGCUAUUCCAAUGGAAAUUGGGUCUCUCUUGUCAUUAGAAUAUUUGAAUAUCUCCGAGAAUGCUCUUCAGACUAUCCCCCCAGAAAUCGGAAUGUUGGACAAACUUCAAACUCUGUUGAUGAACAAAAACUCCAUCCAGAAACUCCCCGCGGAAAUUGGGAACUUGAGAGGACUUUAUGAGUUAGAUAUGUCAAGCAAUCAAAUGGAUAUGUUACCUGAAGAGUUGUCCAAUAUGUUGUCCCUCAAAAUCUUAAGAAUCGGUUAUAACAAACUCAGUGGCAAUAUUGACGUGUUGACCCACUUCAAAUUCCUUGUCGAACUCGACUGCCAGAACAAUCCCGGUAUUCUCGAUUUGCCUCCACUCGACUCCUUACAAAACUUAACACGACUUGUCGUCAGAAACUUGCCAAUCACUCACAUCCCCGGCCUCACGUCUCUGAAAAUGUUGUGCGAGUUGAACGUCAGAGAUAAUUUGAAGAUGCAAGGAAUCCCAGAAGAAAUAUUCGAGAUCACUACACUCCAAAGACUCGAUUUUGUUGGGUGCAAUAUCACCGUCAUCCCAGAAGAUAUCCAAAAGUUGACUGCAUUGAAUAUGCUCGAAUUGUCGAGAAACGCGUUGACUGAAGCUUCUUUCCCUCCUGCAGUGUCUACUCUUACUUCAAUCUCAAAACUCUCACUCUCCGGAAAUAAACUCCACACUUACCCACAGACAUUGUGCGACUUGACCUCCGUCGUCGAUUUGGAUAUUUCAAAUAAUUUGCUCGUCGAUUUCCCAGACGCUUUCGGACAGUUGAGCAACAUCCAGAUCUUGUGCGCAGCCGGAAACAAGAUCAACAGAAUUCCUGAGGUCAUGGACAAGUUGAUCUCAGUCACUUAUAUGGACUUGAAAAAUAACCAACUCAAGAGACUCCCCGCUACUAUCGGAGAAAUGAGACAACUCAACAGACUCGAACUCGCACAUAACAUGUUGCCUGUCCUCCCACCAGAAAUGGGACAGUUGGAAGGAAUUAUCCAAGUACUCGACUUGAGCAACAACCCACUUGUCAUCCCACCAAAGGACAUCGUCGUCAAAGGCCCAGCUGCUAUUUGCAGAUACUUGAAAGAAAACGAGGAAGUCAUUAGAAAGGGUGUUGUGUCUGGUCUUGGACAACAACAAGCUUAA
This is a messenger RNA of Entamoeba invadens IP1, 1527 nucleotides long. RefSeq names its product oligodendrocyte-myelin glycoprotein precursor, putative. The transcript has a single exon. The record is from RefSeq and is a predicted model, not a curated record. The coding region runs from base 1 to 1527 and encodes 508 amino acids. Gene Ontology annotation, molecular function: protein binding. Lineage: Eukaryota; Evosea; Mastigamoebida; Endamoebidae.